Prunus persica (peach) is the source of this 1879-nucleotide messenger RNA. RefSeq lists its product as uncharacterized. The transcript has a single exon. The coding region runs from base 151 to 921 and encodes 256 amino acids. The record is from RefSeq and is a predicted model, not a curated record. NCBI's taxonomy places the organism in Eukaryota, Viridiplantae, Streptophyta, Magnoliopsida, Rosales, Rosaceae.
CACCUGAGCUCUCAUGUUUCGCCUUCACCAGACCACCUAAUUUUUAUAAUCUCACCGUCCAAACGAUAACUAGCAACAACAAAAACACAGAGAUUAACAAAUUACUGAAACUUUAAAAGCAUCUCCUUCCCUUUAUAAAUCACAUCCCUCAUGCAUUUGCUCAAAAACACUCUCCACCAACCAGCCCAAAACACAACCAAAAUGGUGUCCCUAGAAAUUGUUCAGGCAACCUCUAGAUCCAUGGACACACCUUCCAGCCCCCGGAUUUCGUUCUCUGCCGAAUUCCUCGACGAAAAUAACUUCAUCUCCAUUACCCCAAAUGCCCAUCAGGGUGAGCAAGAUCUUAUAAUGGAGUGUGAUCAAAAGGUACGUAACCCGGAAUUCGAGUUUCUCUCAAGCAAUGUGAGUAGCCAUACCAUGUUAUCUGCAGAUGAGCUUUUUUUUGAAGGGAAGCUCCUUCCCUUUUGGCAAAAGCAGCAUGCUGAGAGGCUCAGCAAACUUAGCCUCAAAACCAAAGAUGUUGAGGGAGAUGAGAAUGAGGAAGGGGUGAACAAGGAGGAGAGCAGAGGGAGUUGGUUUGUUGAUGAUGACCCCUCUCCAAGGCCACCUAAGUGCACCGUUUUAUGGAAAGAGUUGCUGAAGCUGAAGAAGCAGCGUGCUUCGUCGUUGUCCCCGUCUUCUUCUUCCUCCUCUUCGACGUCUUCUUCGAGCUCAUUUGCUGAUGCAGCAACAGCAGAUCAAGAGAAGGAGGGGAUGGGGAACAAAGAGAAGUACAUGAAGAGGAUAAAGAAAGGGUUGGAGAGAACAAGAUCAGCCAGUAUAAGAAUAAGGCCAAUGAUCAAUGUGCCAAUUUGCACACAGGUGAAGAGCACUUCCUUGCCACCUUUGUUUCCUCUCAGGAAAGGAAGGCUAGAGAGGUGAGAGCAUUUAGGAAUUUGGUAGAAAGAAGAGGCUGGUUUGAUCUACAUCAUUGUCCAACAUGUUCAUUGCCUUCUCAAUUUUUUUUUUCUUCUUUCUGGGUUUCAUUUAAGAUUUGUCUCAUGUUUAGAGUGUUGAUUAUGGUGGAUCUGAAAAAUCAUAAUGUAAAUGCUAACUUUCUAGUUUGUGGUUCAAUAUUAACAAAAUUUGUUUAAUUACUUGGUACUUCUUGUAUUGCCCAAAAGUACAUACAGUUUUCUGCCAACUGGCUCUCCUAAAUAAGCAACUGGAAAGUGAGAAGUCAUGCAACAUGCAGAUGCAAAUCUGUGACUCAGUGGGUCCAACAUGUGAGGCAUGGCAGCAACAGGAAUCUGAUAUUUGACCUGUUUUGUUAUUCCCGGUCAUUCAUGUUAUGUCAUACGUGAUAAUUUUUUCACUUAACAUAGCAUGAUUGGGCAGGGAUAAUUGCUAUCCCCGUUUCAUAUAAGUUUUCUGCUUAAAGACAGUGUAUUGAAUUAUUGUUUGUUAGAUGAGAAAGUCAAGGGAUGAAGACAUGAAAAAACAACACCAAUCACUUUACAAAAUAUAACAAACCAACAUAUUCAUUGUGUACAUUUUUUCUUUUUGGUCUAAAUUCAGGGUGUACAUUUGAAAGAGGAAAAAAAAAACCUGUAUUAAAGAAUAAGGAAAAUUAAUAUGAACAACUUUGGAGCAGCAACCAAUUAUACCAAGAAACCAGCAAAUCAAAAUGACUGUACAUGAACAAUCGGGCAUAAAACUGCAGACUUAAGUUUCAUUGAGGACCUUGAAUCCUAUCAAAACUAAAGACAGCUGAGCAAGAGAACUUUCGACUCUGGGAUCAAAGAGCUGGCAAGGGCAAAUUUCCCAUCCGAAUGUUUGAGAGCUCUUCAUGUAGGUAUGGAACAAGUUUCUCAAAAAAAAAAAAAAAAAAAAAAAAAAA